AGGCCAUAGGCCAGGCGGCCAAGCACAGCUCGGUACGAGAGAUCAACGACCGCAAGGGCUAUUUGGCCUUCAAACACAGGGUGUGGCGCUUUGAACUGCAGCUUCGCGCUCUGUACCCUGAUCUCUAUGCUCGUCUGAUGGCUCUGAUGCGCAGUGCGGAUGAAGCCAAAUGGAAGAGGCUCAGUGCCAAGUCCAAGAAGGUGUAUCCAGAGGUCGAGUACAUUGAAUACGAUGUGGAAGAGAUGGGGGAACCCUGCUACAUCGAGCCGCAUGUUGACAACAAAUCUGCAGUCACCCUGGUGGCGAUGCUCUCCGUCCCCAGCGCCUACGUGGGAGGUCGCAGCUGCUUCCGCCGGGCGCAAAGCAGUCGCGGGCACCGGGAGCUGUCGCUGGAACAAGGCGAUGUGGUAUUGUUUCGUGGAGAGAAAUUGGUCCAUUGGAUCACACCUGUUACCGCAGGGAAGCGCAUCAUUCUGCAGAUUGAGAUGUCACGCGUGUAGCAAAAAGUCCCUGGAGUACCUGAGUACCAAAUGGGGUGACUUCAAUGAGUAGAGUUGCAAAGGACAACUGCAAACUAGAGAGGAGUUGACGUAAGAGACACUGCUUCGUUC
This is a messenger RNA of Cladocopium goreaui, 611 nucleotides long. The record is from the annotation of a GenBank genome assembly. Lineage: Eukaryota; Dinophyceae; Suessiales; Symbiodiniaceae.